AUGGUGGUUGUGGCGAUGCUCCUUCUCAUCGCCCACGUUGCCGAUGCCGACGUAAUUCAGGCCCGCAUGGAUGAGAACAGCGCCAACAAAUUGUUCUUCAUCUCCAAGUUUUGCUACUCGACUACAGGACUGGGCGCACUGCGCAUCAACACGUGGCACGUGAAGAACGACACAGACCUUCGACUGCUCUUCUUCGAUGAUGGCCUUUGGGAACAGGUGGACGGCCUAGCGUCUGGGCAAGCGGCCUUGCGCGAGGGCACCAACCUGACAUUCAACAUAGCCGCCCGCUCGCGACCCCGAUACUGGUAUGCAGCGUUCUCGCGCUGUGCUCCGGGUCCGAUGAAGUUCGACUUCGAGAUGCAGUUCCUCAACGGUGGCCACUGGUGGGACCAACAAUUCUCUGUCGACCAACAAGGGCUGUUGGUGAUGUUCAUUGUCUACUUUACCGUCUACGCUAUUAUCAACCUGUGCAACUUUGCAUAUAUCUAUACCAGGCCAGCCACCACCCGACUGUUCAAGCUCUUUGCGCUGGUGGCUCUGCUUGAAGGCACCUCCAAAUUUUGCUAUUUGGUCCACUACGGGCUCUACUCCAACGAUGGCAUCGGCAUGUCCAGUCUCGCCAGCAUGGGCGAAGUGUUGAAUCUGGCCGUAACGCUGGGCUUAAUGGGCAUGCUGGUGCUGUUGGGCCGUGGGUGGGGUCUGAGUUCACUCAAGCUCUCCCAUCUCAGCGCCAAUAUGUUCAUCCUGAUCACCAUCUUCUACGUCCUCUACGUCGCCUUCUUCCUGUGGGGUGAUAUCAACUACGACCCUGAAUCCACCGAUAUGCCGUUCGAGACCGCUCCCGGCGUGAUCGAGCUGGUGCUACGCAUUGCGAUUUGGGUGUUCUUCAUCUUUGGCAUCUGCGUGCUCCUGCUCGACAAGAACGUGCCAGUCGCACCGACCAGAGACGAAGAAGAAGAAGAUCAGGCCGCUCACUCACAGGAGCGGCGCCACAGCGUGGAAGCCGAACGCGAUGACGAGGAGCGUCUGCUUCGACGACCGCGACGCAGCCGAAGACGCCAAGGCAGCGAGGCGGAGGCUGAUGAAGAGGAGGAGGAAGAGGAAAGGGACGACGAGCCGAGACACGAAGAACGGCGAGACGUGGAGCGCCCGGACACUUCAUCUCAUCCACCUGCGUCUGACCACCACGGUGCCUCCCUGGAAUCAGCCGACAGACUAGAAGCCAAGAAGCGAUUCUACCUCGGGCUGGCCAUGCUUGGCAGCCUCUGGUUCCUUAGCGUGCCGCUGAUGGUCGCCUUGAGUGAAAGUUUCCCUGUGUACUACCGACUGAAGGCCGUGGUGGCUUUGUCCUACACGGUCAACUUCGUCGUCAUCGCCAUCUGUUCGCUUUGGCUCUACCCCGAGCGCGACGGCCUGUACCUCAUCAACGGUGGCGGCGUCUUCCUCGAUCUCUCCUGGCCGACGUUUGGCGCGCGAGGCGGAGAGUGGCAGGAGAUCCAGUCGCCGCUGCUCCCCAACAGCACAACGCCCUUGUCGUCAUCAUCAUUGCCAGCGGUCGCCUCCACUACUACCACCCUGUCAACAGCUCCGCCUACGACCUCCUACACCAACGAGGUCGCGCCUCGACAGCCCGCCGGCGGCCGGACAGCAGCAACAGUGCCCGCAACAGGCAAUGCGCAGGUGGUCUACGAUUCACUGUAG
This is a messenger RNA of Acanthamoeba castellanii str. Neff, 1701 nucleotides long. RefSeq lists its product as uncharacterized. Bases 1 to 1701 code for a protein of 566 amino acids. The transcript is spliced from 10 exons. NCBI's taxonomy places the organism in Eukaryota, Discosea, Longamoebia, Acanthamoebidae. Gene Ontology annotation, biological process: G protein-coupled receptor signaling pathway; response to pheromone. The record is from RefSeq and is a predicted model, not a curated record.